This is a messenger RNA of Bolinopsis microptera, 4024 nucleotides long. RefSeq names its product microcephalin-like. Gene Ontology annotation, biological process: mitotic cell cycle. Bases 48 to 3083 code for a protein of 1011 amino acids. The record is from RefSeq and is a predicted model, not a curated record. Lineage: Eukaryota; Metazoa; Ctenophora; Tentaculata; Lobata; Bolinopsidae. The transcript has 11 exons.
GUAUAACAUAACACAACUGUUUGUGUUUAUAGUGCAAGUGACUGGGUAUGUCAACACCGUUGCAAGGUUUGAAAGUAUAUGUAGAUGUGAGAUCAAGUGAUGGGAAAGCCAACUAUAGCGCAUGCGUUAGCAAGCAGUUGAAGCUACUUGGGGCUGAUAUCCACUCUACAGUUUCAAAUCUCUGUACUCAUGUGGUUUUUAAAGAUGGUAAGAUAAACACACGGCUACAGUCUAACAAACUUGGGUUGCUGCUUGUCAAUGUACUAUGGGUUGAAAAAUGCCGAGAAACAGACAGCAAAUGUGAUGAAUCAAAAUUUCCAGUAACUGAUGAUGCAGUUGACACUCCUAUACAUCUAAAAAAAAAGACACGCUACAGAUCUUUGCAACCUACGUCUAGUAUUGCUUGUAAAGGAAAAACUACCAGAGUAAAGAGAACUAAAACAGAAAACCCAGUGGUUGACAGUGCUGUAACAGAUAGUCCUCUUGAUGCGACUCCUCUCAAACACAAAGGGGCACUUAUUAAGAAGCUGCAGUGGCCUCCAGACCAUUCUGAUGUUUGCAGUGAAGCUGAAUUAGCUGCCCACGAGGAAAUUGGUGAAGAUAUGAAGAAAGUCGAUAAAAGAAAAGGGAGGCGCAAGCUGAAGAGGUCUGCUGUGUUUGAUCAGUCAAUAAGCAAUUCUCAAGACGGACAAAUUCAUCAUGCUCCUAGUUCAACUCAUCUCUUUGUUAUCUCUAAAAAUGUCUCCAAGAAGCAAGAAAGUGAUUCCAAGGAGGACAGUCAGUUUUCCUCUUAUGAUGCAUCUCAGCAUUUUGAAAGAACUGAUUAUUCAGUGACAAACAUCAUCAACCAAAUAGAUGCAACUAUUGAAAAAGUUCCUGCGGAUGGUUUUACUGAUCUUUAUAGUGAUUCAGAAGAUGAUAAUAUGAAUAAUCCCAGUAGAAGAACUUGCCAAUUGACAAACUCACAGAAAAAUGUUAUGGACAUGACUUUUGAAUUUGAUGAGGUGGACAGAGAUGUUGAGAUGAAAAAGCCAAGAAAGCGUAAAAAGCUGCAGAAACAUGGAGGUUGUAAAGUUGGGCAGAAGUUAAAAAACGAUGAGCUAGAUAAACCUGACACGGAGAGAUUGCAAGAAUCUGCUCAUGUAAGUGUGAUGAACUCUCCAACAAAAAUGCUGACGUUUAACUCCAACUAUACUGACAAUAGCGAUAUUGUCACUGAUCUAGAGCCAGGAACACAAGAACCUGAUAAUGACGAGAUAACAGCUCUGAAACACAUUAAAUCUCCCACCUUAGUUCGAACUGAGAGACAGAAACAGCGGAAAUCUGAAACAAGUAAAGCUUUAGCUGAGAAAAAUUGUAGCAGAACAAAAAAAUCAGCUGCACAUAAAACUAAAACCACAUUGGAAAAUGUUUCGCUCACUGAAACCUCUCUCCGGUCCAAUAAAAUGGGAAAUGUGAAACUAGAUCAGCACCAAAAUGAUGAUGAGGAACCGAUUAUAGAUGAAAAUGUGAGUCACCUCCCAGUUGCUAAUAGUCAGCCUAAGGACAGUGAAACAAGUUCAAAUGUUGUGCAAGCCCCUGAAAUUACGUCUACUUCCGAUACCAAGGCAAGAAGAAUGAGCAAACGCAUCAGGCACUCUUCAUCUAGGCUUUCAAAUCCUGAAUUCAUAUCAUACCAGUCCGUGCAGGAGAAAUCACGAAAAACAUGUGAAGUACCAAGCACCUUGAAUGAGACAGAAGAGAUAAGAUCUAAUGUACCGGGCACCAGUAGUUAUUCGACAGACAUUUGUGAUGACAGAUUCAAUAGAAGGUCUCCAGAACGCGAACGGGUGUCUACCAUGAGAAAGUCGGAUGAUAGUGUUAAUAGUACAAGGAGAUCUGGUCGAGUUAGAAAGUCAAAUCCUAAAUACCUUUCGAAUACUUCUGAUUCACUAAAAUCAAACCCACAAUCCACUAUGAGUAUGUCAAGUAUCGAUUUAUCCCUCUUAGACCAACCAUCAGAUGAGGUCGGCCAUAGCAAUCUGGUUGAUGUAUCUGACGGCGAUAUAUUAUGCACCACAAAAAGGUCUGCAAAAAGUGUUUUUACCACUAAAACAUCUGAUAACAGCGUCAAUGAUACAAGAAAAUCUGGUAGAAUGAAAAGGACUAACCCUAAAUACGUUCUGAAUGCAUCCAGCUCAAAAAAGCCUAGCAAAAAAUCCACUGUUUCCACUGCUGAGACAUCACUGUUGCACGAACAAUCUGAUAAAGAAAACGCUGCCCACAGCCCCGACCAUUCGGUGAGUGAGUACAGCACUACAGAAACUCCUGAUGUGAAGAAACCAUUGACAAGGCGGGAGAAAAAAGCACCGAUUGUUCCGACGACUACAGAUACAGAAGACUCAGCUAACGAGGUUCUCAACAAGAGACCUCAAUCCAAGAGAAAGAAUACUAAGAAGGCAAAUACGAGCUGUCAUGAUGUUUCUAUAGUAACGAAAAGAAGAUCAGAUAGUAAUGCAACUCCAGCGAAUAUGAAAGUUAUCUGCACGACAUGCUGCCACCGAGACGACCAGGCGAUGGUCCGGACCACUGCAAAGUUAUUCUCCGCUGCAGUAUCUGAGUCUGUAGAUAAGAACACUUCACAUGUUAUCAUGGGUACACCCAAGAGAACUAUUAACUUGUUAAAGGCUAUCAUUAACGGAGCUUACGUACUUUCUCUUAAUUGGGUUACUGACUCUAUCUCUAAAGACAGUUGGCAGAAAGAAUCCAAAUAUCAACUCACCUCUGAUUUCCCCAUAUUGAAGAUGAAAGGAGAGCUGAGAAGGAAUGCUGCCAGUCUGCUGUUUGCAGACCUGGGUCUGAUCUUUGUUGAUAAGGAAACUGCUCCUCCUCAGACAGACCUUAUAGACCUCAUAACGCUCUGUGGUGGCAAGGUUACCAGAUCAAGAACCCGGUCUCGCUACUGUAUAGGCGGAGCAGCUGAAGACAAAGAACAUAUUUCACUGUCAGAACAGUGGGUACUGGACAGUAUCACCCAACUCAGACUACAGGACACCAAAAAGUUCCUCCUCUUCCCCUACAGAUCUCCUAGUCCUGAGUUUUAAAAGUGAACUGUUUGUGGAGACUACACAUUGUGGAGACUGCACAUUGUUGAAACUGCACAUUGUGGAGACUGCACAUUGUGGAGACUGCACAUUGUGGAGUCAGCACAUUGUAGAGACUGCACAUUGCUGAGACUGCACAUUGUGGAGACUGCACAUUGUGGAGACUGCACAUUGUGGAGACUGCACAUUGUGGAGACUGCACAUUGUGGAGACUGCACAUUGUGGAGACUGCACAUUGUGGAGACUGCACAUUACUGAGACUGCACAUUGUGGAGACUGCACAUUGUGGAGACUGCACAUUGUGGAGACUGCACAUUGUGGAGACUGCACAUUGUGGAGACUGCACAUUGUGGAGACUGCACAUUGUGGAGACUGCACAUUGUGGAGACUGCACAUUGUGGAGACUGCACAUUGUGGAGACUGCACAUUGUGGAGACUGCACAUUGUGGAGACUACACAUCGUGGGGCGGUUCGAUUAUUGUUUGAAAAUUUGAUAGGUUGUUUUAAUUGCUGCUGUUUUAAUUUUCCAUGUUCGCAUAAUAUGGAUAGAUAUCUAUAAUAUUACAAAUAUGAUCACCAAACUGCAAAGUAGAGCUGAAAAUGAAUUGAAUAUUUGAAAUACGAGUGAAAUUUGUAGAUUUGUAGCAGUAUAAAACUUGAUUGAUCGUGAGGUCUAUCAAAUGUUUUUUUAUUCAAUAAACUUAGAAUUCCUAUGUAAACUAAGAUUAUAAUAAUACGUACUUGAUUUUAAUUAAUUAUUAAAUGCAGUUGUCAUUAUCAUUAUAUUAUCCCAACCUGCAUUCAUAGAAUAUUUGCCAGCUUUAUUAAUAUAAUAUCAAUAAAUAACAUGUUCUAGGAUAUUGUACGGAGAUGUUUUAGCGGUUAUACAAAUACUUUUGUCUGAUUAACUUCUAAAUAAUUAAUAUCACACAAAUUCUGGU